GCAACUCACUCACCCCAUUUGUCAUACAUAUACCAUGGCUGAAACCUCGUCUUAUCUUCCACUUCGCCGCUUCGUCCUCCGUCUUCCAUCCUCUUUCUUCUCACUUCCCCUUCUCUCCAGUCUCAUUCCACAACAUCCGUUGCCCUCGAUUGAGACAAUCCCUACCACACGUUGCUUGUUAUUGGCACACCAUGUCCGAGAAACUCCCCCUCGCCCACCCGGCGCCGGAGUACGCUCCCCCUGCCCCGCGCCGCGCACGCCGGACCGCGUGGUGGUCGCUUCUCCCCGCCGCCCUCGUUUUGGCAUACCUCCACGCGCCGUCCUCCUUCGGCCUCGGUCACAGUCACCACCGUCACGGCUCUUCGCCCGGCGCCGCGGCUGCGGGAUGUGUCCAGGUCAAUCCCCUCUUCCCGACCCAAAACUCGACCGGCCUCUCGAAGCUGGACUCGUACCUUGACAGCCCCAAGUUCCGUAACGAGACCGUCGCCCGCCUCGCCGGCGCCGUCCAGAUCCCCACCGAGUCUUUUGACAACUACGGCCCCGUGGGCGUCGACGACCGCUGGCAUAAGCUAUUUGCCUUCGCCGACUACCUCAAAAAGACCUUCCCCAAGGUCCACGCCGCCCUCGCGCUCGAGCGUGUCAACACCCACGGGCUCCUCUACACCUGGCAGGGUUCAGACGCCGCCCUGAAGCCUACCGUGCUCAUGGCUCACCAGGACACCGUCCCCGUCGCGCCCACGACCAUCGACAGCUGGACACACCCGCCGUUCAGCGGCGCCUACGACGGCACCUACGUCUGGGGCCGCGGCGCCAUGGACUGCAAGAACUCCCUCAUCGGCAUCCUCGAGUCCGUCGAGCUGCUCCUCGACGCCGGCUUCGCCCCCAAGCGCACCCUCGUGCUGUCCUUUGGUUUCGAUGAGGAGGUCUCGGGUGAGCGUGGCGCCGGCCACCUCGCCUCCUUCCUGGUGGACCGCUACGGCAAGGACGGUGCCGCUGUCAUCGUCGACGAGGGCGCCGGCUUUGACAGCCAGUGGGGCAAGGACUUCGCCGUCCCCGGCACGGCUGAGAAGGGCUACAUCGACGUCGAGAUCAUCGUCCGCACCCCUGGUGGCCACAGCUCCAUCCCGCCCGCGCACACGGGCAUCGGCAUCCUGUCGGAGAUCAUCACCCACAUCGAGGCGAACCCCUACGAGCCCGAGCUGAUCCCUGGAAACCCGUACCUCGAGAAGCUGCAGUGUGGCGCCGCCUACGCGCCAGAGUUCCCCGACAACCUGCGCAACCUGCUCCCCGCCGCCAACGACAAGCAGGUGUGCAAGAAGAAGACGGACCGUCUGGCGAGGGAGGCCGCCAAGGCCGGGCCCCAGAUCAAGUACCUCUUCACGACCUCGCUGGCGACCGACAUCAUCGAGGGCGGCGUCAAGAUCAACGCGCUGCCCGAGCGGGUCCGUGCCGUGGUGAACCACCGCGUCAACGUCGGCGACAAGACGGCCAGCGUCAAGGAGAGGCUCGCCGCGAUCGUGCGCCCCAUCGCGGACAAGUACAACCUCACCCUGCACGCCUUCGAGGAGGACGGCAAGGCCGAGACGCCGUCCAGCAUCACUCUCAGCGGCAACGACAAGCUAUUGGAGCCCGCGCCCAUCACGCCAACCGAGGUCGACGGCGUCACCCCGUACGGCAUUCUCGCCGGCACCACGCGCGCGCUGUACGGAGAGGACCUCGUCGUCUCACCGGGCCUGAUGACGGGCAACACCGACACGCGGUACUACUGGGACCUGACCAAGCACAUCUUCCGCUUCGCGCCCGGCUACGACGCGGAGAGCGACGAGUGGUCGGGCAUCCACACGGUCGACGAGAGGACGAGCGUCAAGGGGCACAUCAACCUCGUCAAGUGGUACACCAUCUUCGUAAGAAACGUUGACGAGGCAGAGUUCUCUUGAAAGAGCUUUGCCGAUGUGAUCUGGGCCCUGUUUCACCUUUCUCAUGCAUGUGCGUGCUCCAUUGCGCUUGUGGCCACCUCAGCUUCCUCGACAUCGUUCCUGGCGAAAGGCGAGUUUCUGUUGGUAUCUGUAUAGAAGAAUCCAGGUACGGGUAGAUAUAAACGCACAGUCAGCCGAGGAACGGAGAGAAACAAGGAUACCAGCGGGUUGCCGAAACACGCAAAACCGCUCAAAUCACGAGGAUCCGAUGUGAUUCUGAU
Messenger RNA from Colletotrichum navitas, 2197 nucleotides. Its product is annotated as peptidase family M20/M25/M40. The transcript has a single exon. Bases 192 to 1937 code for a protein of 581 amino acids. Gene Ontology annotation, cellular component: fungal-type vacuole lumen. Gene Ontology annotation, molecular function: metallocarboxypeptidase activity. The record is from RefSeq and is a predicted model, not a curated record. NCBI's taxonomy places the organism in Eukaryota, Fungi, Ascomycota, Sordariomycetes, Glomerellales, Glomerellaceae.